AUGCGAUUCGGCAACCCCAUCUUGGCCGAGCCUCAGGCCGGCGCCUCUGAGCAAGUUGCCUCCUUUGUACAGACGCCGCUAAAACCGAACCGAGCCUUUACUAUCAACCCAACUCCGGCUACCUGCUACCCUCAAACCGGGUCUCCCGCGACCGCGAUAAUCCCCGGCACGGUCACCCCCCAGACCGCCUUUGCGAUAACGCUCUCGCCCACCUCGGGUGAACCCAAGUCUACUUGGGACCGCUCUCAACACCACUCCUUGGACCGCACCCUGAGCAGUCAGACCCUAAGGAGUCCCCCUCCGGGGACUGCUUUGAUGCGGAAUCCCCCGAUGAGGGAUCACCCAAUAGGAAGCCCCCCAAUGGGCAGUAAUGCAUUCAGCCGUACGUAUGCCUCUCUUGGAACCAGUCCGCUGGGCGGCAGUCCGCUGGGCGGCAAUACGCUGGGUGGCAGUCCGUUGAGAAGGAGUCCCUUGGAAAGGGGGGAAAGGGGAACGUUGGAAAGGGGGUCGUUAGACAACGCGCCCGUGCCGCGGUCUGUUGAGACAACCGGUCCUUUCUACGAUGCUUCCUACGGUGCUUCCUACGGUCCUUCCUACGUCUCGCCGAGGUCCUUCCGGACACACCCGCCGCUGACGACCCCGCUUCUCACUCCCUUGUCGGAGUCGGUGGUUGCCAGGAUCGCGCAGGGCUCGGCGGUGGAAGGGCAGACAAGAUGGUUGCAUUCCGUUACCUCCGAGCCUUUGACCGAAACUUUGGCUGCUUCUGAGUCUUUGGCUGCUUCUGAGUCUUUGGCUGCUUCUGAGUCUUUGGCCACUUCCGAGCCUCUCGCUAAGCCUUUGUUUACUUUCGAGCAUUUGCCUGUCCCUUUGGUUACUUCGGAUCCUUUAGCUAAGCCUUUGGUUGACCCUGAGGUCUUAGUGGCCUCCGAGCCUUUGGUUACGGCUGAGACCGCCGUGACCCUGGCAGCGGAGAGUAAGAACUCAAGUCAGAACUCAAGUCAGUACCCGAGGACUAGUGAGUCCUCGAGCUCUUGGUCAGCCAAGGCCUCUUCGCCGGCUCCGUUGUCUACUCGAGCUCUCGCGUCUCACACAAGUCUGCUGGCCGCCCAGCCGUUCGUGUGGGCCUCCUCCUCAGGAGACAAACUCCUCCGCAAAAGCCUGUCUCCGAGUACCGCCGCCCCCUUCGCCGAGGAUACCGCCAGCUACUCCGUACGAGCCAUGCCCUCGACCACACGUCUGCGAUCGCCGCCCGCCGUGUACAGGUCGUCGUCCACCUCUCUUGUGUCGCCCUGGACAGCGUGGACUAGUCGAACCUCGGCCGUCGCAGACCCGACGAACGACUUGACCACCGCGAACCGAGGGAGCGCGUCGCCCCCUUUCAACACCGCACGCGUGGUCAGGACUCUCAGUAACGCCGCCACCCCCGCGCCUCUCGCGGCUAGGCCGAACUCGCCUCUCUUCGACCGGCAGAGCACAGGUAUCCAGAGCACAGGUAUCCAGAGCACAGGUAUCCAGAGCACAGGUAUCCAGAGCACAGGUGCCCAGAGCACAGGCGCCCAGAGCACAGCCAUCCAGAACACAGGUAUGCAGAGGCCUGCCGUAGGUGAAAGUCUCGGCACGGACUUCGGAAGGGUAACUACGACGGUGGUAAAAACGAGCAGUCCUACUUGGGGCCGGGCGGUAGACGAGAGCCGCUCUCCACCCUCGCUCAGCACUCCGGAGUGCUCGUCCGCACGCCGAUUCACGUUCGUGACACAUCCCUUGACUUUGUUCGAGAACGCCUCGACACCCCUUGAGUCUCCGAUGAACUCGGCGAACUCGAGAUGGGUAAAUGUAUCUCCGCAACAUACAAGCACUCUUCUAUACACCACGGGCAUUUGCAAACCCGGUGGCAACGAAUACGCCUCGGUGGUCCUGGGUCCCGACCGAAGAGACCAAUUCCUGUUCGUGAUUAAACCCCAGGACUUCGGCGCUCAGGAAGACUUUGGCACCCAGAAAGACCUUGACUUUGGCGCUGAGCCCGCUGUUGCAGUUCCAGCACCUGCCCACCAGUGCCCAGGACUCGGCCAAAUUGUAUCGAAUACACACAACUCGUACGGUGGUCGUGGUGACCCCUUCAGCACGUCCGAAGAGCCAAGGCCCCAAGAGCCAGGGCCUGAAGACCCAACACCUGAAGACCCAACACCUGAAGACCCAACACCUGUUCAAGACCCAACACGUGUUCAAGACCCGAGAUGUCAGGAGCCCACACCCGAAACCCUGUUUUCCAGUAGGGCUGAAGAGGAAGACGGGCCGCUUUGCAGCCUCAUCAGUGAGGAGGAUAUUACGGUCCCGGAGAUAAAUUUCCGGAACCGUCAGUUGUCAGACCAGCCUCCGUCGGAGCAAGGCCGAUCCUCGGCGCAUGCAACGGCCACCGUGGGCGACGGAAUGUCAUCGCAAUAUUGCGCGGUUACCGAAGAGAGAGCCACGGAGGGAAUGUCGUGUGCCAGUGAGGAGGCCCUGACUGGGUUGGCCCUGACUGGGUUGGCCCUGACUGGGUUGGCCCCGGCUGGGCUGGCCCCGACUGGGCUGGCCCCGACUGGGUUGGCCCCGAGUGAGCAAGUCUCGAGUGAGCAAGUCUCGAGUGAGCAAGCCCGGGCAGAGGUGACGACACGGGCAGAGGUGACGACACGGGCAGAGGUGACGACACCGGCAGCGGCGGAAAUUGUUUCUGGAUACGUGGAUCGUGGCAUGGCGGGUGAGCUUGAUUUGGAGGGAGCCUUGAACGGAGGCACUUGGGUGACGUCUGAGGGUGGGGUGGAAUGCAGCCGUCCUUUGAUGGACGCCCAGAGCUGGGGCGUGGCGGGUUACCGAAACCAGACUAUCGGUGUGGGAGGCGACCUGUCAGACGAGUCUGACGCCAGACAAGACUCCCUGUACCACAAGACGCCUGCUGUGGUGAACCGUGAGUGUUAUGAGGGUACAGGCACCCGCACCCACAGCCUGGUCAGCAAUGGCCCGGGUAACUACGGCGCGGCCGAGGGUAACUAUGGCGCGGCCGAGGGUAACUAUGGCGCGGCCGAGGGUAACUAUGGCCCGGCCGAGGGUAACUAUGGCCCGGCCGAGGGUAACUACGGUCCGAUGGGGAAUAGGUACGUUCCGGUGGGAAGCAGUGGUGUGGUACCAGGGAGCCUCUUGUCACGGAGCCGCCUGGGCUGCAGCAGUUCGCAGACGGUGUUGAGCCUGUCGAACAUGAGUGACGGUUUGGUCUUGGCGAACCCGGUGGUGAACUCCACGCCCCCGGCAGCGCCCGUGGCCCGGAGCGGGCCCGUGGGAGUGCCGGUGGAGUGCGACCGGGCCGCCUUGUUGGCCGUGGUCGAGGCCUUGAGGGCCCGCGACUGGACGCAAGAAGGCUUCUCGAGGCUGGUGCUAGCGACGGACAAUAAAUCAGUCAUCACUGGCGCCUGCGACUGGCUCGAGACAUGGAAGAGCACCCAAUGGAUCAAUUGCACCGCCAACCGCCAUCUCUGGCAACAACUCGACCAACUCAUUUCGAGCUACAGCGCACACAACAUUCAAGUCGAGUUCUUCCACAUCCCGAGGGAAUGGAAUGAACUCGCCCUCAACCUGGCCACUAACAAACUAUACCAACUGACCAACUGA
This is a messenger RNA of Gregarina niphandrodes, 3642 nucleotides long. RefSeq lists its product as hypothetical. Lineage: Eukaryota; Apicomplexa; Conoidasida; Eugregarinorida; Gregarinidae. The record is from RefSeq and is a predicted model, not a curated record. The coding region runs from base 1 to 3642 and encodes 1213 amino acids. Gene Ontology annotation, molecular function: RNA-DNA hybrid ribonuclease activity; nucleic acid binding. The transcript has a single exon.